AUGGACUUUAAUAAUGGUAAGCCUAAUUUUUCAUAUCAGUAUAAUAAAAAAAGAUCUAACGUUUUAAAGCCUUUUGUUGAUAAAGACCAUCCACUACAUAGUUUUUUUUUCCCUAGAGAAUGGGCUAUUCGAAUACCUGUUAUCUUACUCUUAACAUGUUUUGUGAUCGUCACAAGUUUUAUGGCUAUAGUGAUGAUUAAAAGUAAUUCUUUAAAAUUAAAAAAAAAAAAAAAUCAAUCAAUUAAUCAUAUCAAAGCAUAUCAUUUACCGAUAUCAUAA
Molecule: messenger RNA, 279 nt
Organism: Pneumocystis jirovecii RU7
Lineage: Eukaryota; Fungi; Ascomycota; Pneumocystomycetes; Pneumocystales; Pneumocystaceae
Exons: 2
Coding region: 1-279 (92 amino acids)
Biological process (GO): GPI anchor biosynthetic process
Cellular component (GO): endoplasmic reticulum membrane; dolichol-phosphate-mannose synthase complex
Molecular function (GO): enzyme regulator activity
Source: RefSeq, a predicted model, not a curated record